Messenger RNA from Musca vetustissima, 1425 nucleotides. Its product is annotated as putative gustatory receptor 28b. Gene Ontology annotation, biological process: sensory perception of taste. The annotation marks the transcript as partial. NCBI's taxonomy places the organism in Eukaryota, Metazoa, Arthropoda, Insecta, Diptera, Muscidae. The transcript has 6 exons. The record is from RefSeq and is a predicted model, not a curated record. Gene Ontology annotation, cellular component: axon; membrane; dendrite.
GUUGCACAAGAAUCGGUUAUGAAACACCUGCGUUCAUCGAAUGUCUCGAAAUUUACGGAUAAUAUGCGUCGCUUUAACGAGAUACGUUUGGCCCAUUUGGGUUUAAGGUUCUGGCGUCGAAAUAAUGCAUUUUGGAUUAAUCUAACAAUUGUGUGCUUAAGUGCUGCCAAUGUGGCAUUCUUUGCAUAUGGUUCGCUGGUCUUUAGUUUGAAUCACGUCGACGUAAUACCCUUAGCUUGGAUCUCAUUCUUUUCACCACAUUUAAUUGUCAGCAGUAUUGUGAUACUGUUCAAUGCCAUGAUGCAGACUCUGGCGUUGGGUCAUGAACAAUCUCUGUUGAGCCAUUUCUUCGAAACCGAAGUAUCGCGUCUAACAGACAACUUGCAGAAAUACAAUGGAAUGUCCUGUGUCCUCGCGAUAUUGUUUUAUUGUUUGGUGCGAAGUAAAUAUUUGAUACACCUUGUGGAACAAUUUGAAUGGAUUGAAUUGAGAUUUUCACGUUUAAGUGUUCGAUUUGUGCAGAAGAAUUAUGCAGCAUGGAUAAAUUUGAGAAUUGUUGUGAUGCUGCUCGCCAAUAUUGGUUUUGUUUUAUAUGGUUCGCUGGGUGUAUUUAUGCGGAAUGGGGUUUCGAUAUCUGCCAUGACCACAAUUUCGUUUUAUUCACCUAUAUUGGUGGUUAGUUGUGUGGUUGUCAUAUUCAGUUCGAUAUUGGAGAAAUUAAUUACUUAUUUGAAGGUUAAUAAUAAGGUCCUCAAAAAUCUCAGCCAUCAAUGGGACACACGCAGCAUUAAGGCCAUUACCCAAAAACAACGUUCCCUACAAUGCUUGGACUCCUUCUCCAUGUAUACCAUAGUUUCGAAAAAUCCCUCGGAAAUCAUACAAGAAUCUAUGGAAAUACAUCAGCUAAUUUGUGAAGCAGCAUCGACAGCCAAUAAAUAUUUUACCUAUCAACUACUGACCAUAAUUUCAAUUGCAUUCCUGAUCAUUGUUUUUGAUGCCUAUUAUGUCCUUGAAACACUCCUGGGUAAAUCGAAACGAGAGAGUAAAUUUAAAACUGUGGAAUUUGUCACCUUCUUCUCCUGUCAAAUGAUUUUGUAUUUGAUUGCAAUCAUUUCCAUUGUCGAGGGCAGUAAUCGGGCAAUUAAGAAGAGCGAAAAGACGGGCGGUAUUGUCCAUGCUCUAUUGAAUAAAGCCAAAACCCCUGAAGUCAAGGAGAAGCUACAACAAUUCUCAAUGCAACUGUUGCAUUUGAAAAUAAGUUUUACCGCUGCUGGCCUAUUUAACAUCGAUCGAACGCUAUAUUUUACGAUAAGCGGUGCCCUAACCACAUAUCUCAUCAUUUUGCUGCAAUUCACUUCAAGUGGCCCUCAGAGUCUCUGCGAUAAUGGAAAUUCGACGGCUAUUGCAAAUUUAACGCAACAUUAG